AUGACAACACUUCUUGCGACACACUUGACUUCAUGCCAACGAUGUGAACUCUUUAAAGUUAGGGUGAUGCGGUUCGUGACGCAGUCAAUGGCGCUCAGCUCAAACAUCAUACGAACAUCUUUUCGAUAUUGUUCUGCAGCUGAUUCGUCUGGUACAUGCGCACAUGCUUCAGACACUUCAGAUGUCUUCGACGAUUUUGUGGAUAGUAUCGGGCGUGAUGUGACAGAUAUGAACAGGGGCUUAACCUUUUCGCGGAUGUUGCGAGAGUCGAAAUUCAUUGAGCUAGGUGAUUUCAAUGGUCGACUCGUCAGUGGGAAAAUAGUGCAACGAAUCCAGGAUGAUCUUUACAUCGACUUUGGGCUAAAGUUUAAUGCGGUCUGCAAAGCCCCUGCUGUCAACCCUAUAGCAUAUCGAGAAGGAGCAGUGGUGUUGUUAAGACUUCAUGAUCCCGAGUUGAGCGAGCAGUUUCUCGGUUCAGAGCAUGAUUUAACGCUACUGGAAGCUGAUGCGACUGAGGAAAUUCUGCUGCCUCGGAUCCAUUCAUUGCUGUGCUGA
Molecule: messenger RNA, 555 nt
Organism: Cooperia oncophora
Lineage: Eukaryota; Metazoa; Nematoda; Chromadorea; Rhabditida; Trichostrongylidae
Source: the annotation of a GenBank genome assembly